AUGGCUUUCAUUGACACAAUUGAAAUGUAUAAAUAUAUUUUGUAUCAGGGGGUUUUGUCUCUGGCAGAUCAAUUAAACAAUUUCAAAGGAUAUAUUGAGAAGCUCAAAGGUAUUGUGGGGGAAGAAAGAACUCAAUUUAUAUUGGCAAAUAGUUUGAUCAUAGUGGUUGCAAGUAGCAACGAUCUUGCUAAUACUUACUUCACACUCGGUGUAAGGAAAUUGCAUUAUGAUAUACCCUCUUACACGGAUCUGAUGGUAUCAUCCGCUUCUAACUUCAUACAGGAUAUAUACAACCUUGGAUCUAGAAGAAUUGCAGUCUUUGGUGCACCUCCAUUAGGGUGCUUGCCAGCACAAAGAACACUUAAUGGUGGUGAACUUAGAGUUUGUGCAGAAGAGCAAAACAAUGCAGCACAAUUAUACAACAACAAGUUACAACCAGAAGUUGAGUAUCUCAAUAGAACUCAUCCGGAAUCCAGGAUUGUCUACAUCGACAUAUACAACCCCUUGCUUGAUAUUAUGCAACAUCCUGGUCAAUAUGGACUAGAAGUUGUGGAUAAAGGUUGUUGUGGCACUGGAAACUUAGAGGCUGCCAUUUUAUGCAAUCGAUUCCUCCCAACAUGUGUUGAUCCUUCAAAAUACCUAUUUUGGGAUAGUUAUCAUCCAACCGACAAAGGAUACAACAUCCUCAUAAAUCAAGUGGUAGGAAAAUAUGUUAAUGAUUUCUUUUAAGUUCAUAUGGAGGUAUUAAUAAAUAUUCAUAUCAUAAAACUUUCCAUGCAUUGUAAAACUUAGUGGACAUGCUUCCUUCUUGAUUUACCAAUUUUCAUAUUUUUUUUUUGGAAACGGCCAAAUUUUAUAAAGCACCCAAACUGAGCAAGAAGCAAAGCAGAGGCAAAACAGGAACAAACAAAAAAAAGUUUUAACAAUUACAGAGAAGAAAAAGGAGAUGCUAACCAAUCAUCCCAAUUACAAAUGACUUUUUUACUCCUAUAUUUCAUCCAUGUGAAUGCUAACGAUUUUAUAUAACCAGAUCCAUUUGUUGGAUUGAUAAAGGUAUUACGAAAUAUCUUAUCAUUACAAAACUUCCAUAAUUCCCAAAACAUGGCAUAACUGAUAUUUAUCAACCUUAUUCUUUAUCUUGGACAUGUGCCCCAUUUGGUAAUGGAUUUCACUAACUCCUUGGUGUUGGAUGAUGGAGGUAACGAUGUGCCACACCAGUUAAUAAUUUUGUCUCUAGUAGCUUUAGUGAAAGGGCAUUGAACCAGAAGAUGAUUGGAGUCUUCAAAUUCACCAAUACAUGAAGUGCAGAAAGGUGAUGUUAAGUGAACUCCUCGAUUGAUUAGUGCUGAUGCUGUGGGAAUGCAUUCUUGUGCAGCUCUCCAAUUAAAACAUAUGACUUUUAGAGGGGUUUCUUUACACCAAGUAACCGACAUUUCAGUGUUUGAGAGAGGCGAAACGUCGAUUAUUUUUCUAAGUGAUUCCACUGUGUAAUUUCCAUCUACAGUAAGGCGAGAGCUCCAUUGAUCCUUUCCUGUGCUGAGUUCGGUGUUUGUGAAGUCACUGUGUAUAUCGCAUAUUUGUUGUGAUAAACCUGCCAUUAAGGGGCAAGAUUUCCAUCUCCAAGGCGUGUUGUGAUCCGAAAGCUUUUGAGCAUUUGUAUCUUUUUUUUGGCUCAAGAUCAUACAGUUCUGGGUAUUUUUUUGCAAUGUUUGAUCUCCAGUCCACUUGUCUUG
Messenger RNA from Lactuca virosa, 1733 nucleotides. NCBI's taxonomy places the organism in Eukaryota, Viridiplantae, Streptophyta, Magnoliopsida, Asterales, Asteraceae. The record is from the annotation of a GenBank genome assembly.